UGUCCAGAACGCAGCUCAGAAUUUCUCGGAUUUUCUUCUGUUGGUUUCUACAUAUUCCCUGUUUGAUUUUUGUGUUUGUUUUGGAUUGUUUGUUCGAAAAUAAAAAAGUCAACCUCGUUUGUAUCUUUGAACGUCUGAGAAAUUUCCUGGGUAAUCUAUUGCUCCGCAUUGAGUCCGUAGUUUUUAAGGUUCCAGCACCAUUUUUCAUUUUCUUUUUUGUUUUUAACUGUUACUUUAGACUUUCGUAGCAAGCUUUCAUUGAAAUUUAAAGCUUCCAAAUUUUACCUCCUACUAGUAUGAACUAUUCUGUGGUUAAGCAGCAAGUUGGCAACUUAUUGGGGUCUCUUUUCUGUAACAUCUUAAUUUUCCUCUCACAUUUUUCUUGUUCUACAUGAUUCUAGACCCAUUGAAUGGAACUUCCCAUAUUGGCAUAACGUGGCGCUGUCUCUGAAAUCAUGAUCUGCAGACCAAAGCUUCUGAAAUGUGGCAUAAUUCAGAGUCUGAACUUUCUCAGCGCCAAUUCUUCUCUUUUGAUUGAUACGGGUAAACCUCUUGAUAGAAUACAAGAAGGCGCCUAUUCAACAAUGCCAUUGGCUAAUGAUAACAUGGAUAAGGAAUUUGGGAAUUUUACAUUGGCAAAAGACCUGGCCAGUCUUGUUGAGGAAUCUUCUAAAGUUGUUGAGAAAAAGGCAAAGAGUCGAAUGGAGCUCAAGAGAUUGCUUGAAUUCCGCAUUAAAAAGAGAGUCAAGGAGCAAUAUGUGAACGGGAAAUUUCAAGACGUAAUGGAAAAAGUGGUUUCCAAUCCAGAAACUCUUCAGGAUGCUUACAAUUGUCUGAAGCUUAACUCUAAUGUUGAUGUGGAUUUGAACUAUGACAGCACUUUCAAUACCUUGGCAGAACAGCUAUGCCAUGGGAGUUUUGAUGUCACUGCCAAUACCUUCACUAUUUCAACAAGAGGUGUGAAGAAAGAUGUUCUUGUCCUCCCCAAUUUAAAGUUGAAGGUUCUCCAAGAAGCUAUCAGGAUUACUUUGGAAGUUGUUUAUAGGCCACACUUCUCCAAAAUUUCACAUGGUUGUCGAAGUGGCAGGGGACACUCCACAGCCUUAAAGUACAUCUGCAAAGGGAUCUUGAAUCCUGACUGGUGGUUCACAUUGCAUGUAACCAAAAAGUUAGAUGCUGCUGUCUUAACUAAGCUUGUCUCAGAAAUGGAGGACAAAAUAGAAGACCCAAAAUUAUAUGCGAUGAUUUGGGGCAUGUUUGAGGCCCAGGCACUGAAUUUUGAGUUUGGAGGUUUCCCAAAGGGCCAUGGUCUUCCACAAGAAGUUUUAUCGUCUAUUCUCAUGAAUAUAUAUUUUGACCUCUUUGAUCGAGAAUUUUACAGGUUGUCAAUGAAAUAUGAAGCUAUUAAUGGUGGAAGUUGUGAUGAUCAAGAUAAAUCAUGCUCCAAAUUGCGCAGUUGGUUUAGGAGACAGUUGAAAAGUCAUGAUCCUAAGUGCUUAGUUGAAGGGACUCCUGGUCUCAAAGUAUACUCUUGCCGAGUUAUGGAUGAGAUAUUUUUUGCAGUUUCUGGUUCUAGAGAAUCUGCUGUUAGUUUGAAGUCUGAGAUCCAAACUUAUUUGAAGGACUCUUUGCUCCUGGAUGUGGAUGACCAAACAGAUAUACUACCUUGUGAUGGAUCUGAUACUAUUCGCUUUCUGGGAACUUCAAUUAGAAGAAAUGUUAGAGAAAGUCCUGCGGUUAAAGCUGUUCACAAGUUAAAGAAAAAAAUUGAAUUAUUUGCUUCACAAAGGCAAGAGGCCUGGAAUUAUGGGACAACUAGAAUUGGGAAGAAAUGGCUGGGGCAUGGUUUAAAGAAGGUUAAGGAAUCAGAAAUCAAACACUUAGCUAAUAAUAGCUCUUUGCUAAACAACAUUUCAUGCUUCCGUAAGUCUGGAAUGGAAACUGACCAUUGGUAUAAACACUUAAUGAAGAUAUGGAUGCAAGUUAUUCAAGCUAAAAAUGCUGCAAGUGAAGAAAUCAUCCUAUCUAAGUGUGUUGCUGAACCAUCUCUACCCCAAGAGCUUAAAGAUUCAUAUUAUGAAUUUCUAAAACAGGUGGAUAAGUAUAUAUCUUCUGAGACAGCUUCUACACUCCAGCUUUUAUCAAAUUCUGACAUCUCAACACAACUUGAAAUUAAACAAACUGAGAUUAUUGCUCCGUUAUGUGCUAUUAAAAAACGUCUCCAGAGAUAUGGAUUGGUCACAUCUAAUGGAUGCCCCCGCCCUGCUACUUUACUUAUCUUGCAAGAUACUGCUGAAAUUAUUGACUGGUUUUCAGGGAUUGUACGCCGCUGGCUAAGAUGGUAUCAGAAUUGUGUUAACUUUAAUGAGGUAAAGCUCUUGAUUUCUGUUGAAGUUCGGAAAUCAUGUAUCCGUACUUUAGCAGCGAAGUAUCGGAUACAUGAAACUGAGAUAGAGAAGCGGUUUGACCAGGAACUCAGCAGGCUUCCAUUAACUGAGGAGAUAGAGGAUAAGAUGACAAAUGAAACUUUGGAUGUUGAAGCUUUUGAUAAUAAUGAGUCAUUAAUGUAUGGAAUUUCCUACAGUGGUUUGUGUUUGUUGUCUCUGGCAAGAUUAGUGACACAGUCAAGACCUUGUAACUGUUUUGUUAUUGGGUGCUCAUCCGCAGCACCAAGUGUCUAUACUCUUCAUGUUAUGGAAAGGCAGAAGUUUCCAAGCUGGAAGACUGGCUUUUCAACUUGCAUCCAUCCAAGCUUGAAUAAACGACGAAUUGGAUUAUGCAAGCAACAUCUGCAAGAUUUGUACCUGGGUCACAUAUCUCUGCAGUCCAUUGAUUUUGGUGCAUGGAAGUAAGCGCUAUCUAUUAUUGGAGAUUCCUUAUAAGGCUAUUUGGAUUAUGGUCAUAUAUUACAUCAGUUUGUUGAAGAUGUUAAAGGUUCUCUUGCAAAUGAGGUGCAAAAUUUAAAUCUCAGCUUACUAGCAGAUUUUGUUUGAUAUCCCGAGGUGAUUCUCUCCUUUACUUAUGACUAUUUUUACUUUCAUGAAUCUCAUUCUGAUCAAUCAUUUGCAGAUUAUAUAAUUCUAGGCAUUGGAGCUCUAGAAAUUUGUCUUCGAUUUUUGGUAAUGGUUUAUGGAGCUUUUGUUGUCAUCCUAAAUUCCAUUUUUAGAUUUAGGGCCUGCUUGGAUAGGCUUAUAAGUGAUAGAUUCGCUUGCUUGUUAUAUGAUGGUUGAUGGCUUCAGAUCAGGGCAUGUUUUGCAUUAUGAGAUGUUAAAACACAUUUACAAUUAUUAAUUCUGUGGAAUGCUAUUUAUAUUUUAAUCCAUAUAGGUUUGGAAAUGUUAAAAUAUUUACACUUUAAGAUUAUAAGUUAUUUUUAUAUUUGAAUAUCUUAUUAAAAUUUUAUUUAAGAAAAUUUGUUAUAAAAUUUUGUAGCCAAAUGAAUUGUAUUUAAAGAGUUCUUUUGAUCACAGUAUCCUAAUGCUUAACAAUUUAUGCUUCAUAUAAUAUCUCUUGCAAAAUUCUUACUAUGUAGCAUAACCAUCCAAACAAGAAGGCAAAAAUACCUUUUUUUCCCAAUCCAAAAUGGAAGUACUUUUAAAUGUAUAUCCAAGUAAGCCCCUGAUCUUUGUGAAGUGGGCAAUUGUGUUCCAUUAGAUGCUGCUGCUGCUUUUUUUUUGUUUUUUGUUUCCCAAUAAUGAAUCAUUUGGUUUUGGUAUUCAAGGCUACCAACUAAUUCAGAUUUGAGUUGAGUUAAGCACUAAUUGAGGGGAAGCUCUGGUUAUUUAUGUGAUUGUAUGUCUAGAGGAUUAUUCAAGAAAAUGACCAACAACUCAUCAUCCAUCUCAAAUGAGAAAUUUUUUUUUUUUAAUACUCUUUCUAAGGUAGUUCUUACUUACAUGGUCAUGUCUGGAUUGCCCAGCACCAAUGACACCUUAUUUGUGUCUGCUUAAAUUGUCAGUCUGCAAUCUUUGAUGCCAAGACAGAUGUAUGGCAAAAGAUGGGGCGUUCUUGUGAGGAUUUUGGGAUUAAGGAAGAUGAGUCUUCAUUCCCUCCUUUAGUUUAGUCCGUGUGAGUAUCCAUUUUGCUGGAAGAGGGAAUGAUUCAAUUAAUGGACUGAGUUAUAAAUAUCUUGCCAAUUUUCCUAUUUUAUCACUGUGCCACUUUUGCUGAGCAAAUUUUCAGCUUUAAGCUACAAGA
Prosopis cineraria is the source of this 4197-nucleotide messenger RNA. RefSeq names its product nuclear intron maturase 4, mitochondrial-like. NCBI's taxonomy places the organism in Eukaryota, Viridiplantae, Streptophyta, Magnoliopsida, Fabales, Fabaceae. Gene Ontology annotation, biological process: mRNA processing. The record is from RefSeq and is a predicted model, not a curated record.